UACGCUCAUCUGUAAAGAAAAGUAAAUACAGCAGAAAUGUUUCACAAUUUCACAUAAAUGAAUAUAAGUUAACUUUCUUAUGAAAUAGUAAUGAAUCUUAUUUAAAUGAUAAAUAUAUAGAUUUUUUGUAAAUAAAAAAGCAAAUGGUAAAAUUUUUAAUAUAAUAUAUUUAAUUGCUAAAUCUGCUGGCAAUUCCGAAUGUAAUUCUUCAAAUGUUUUUGAGGUCUGCUUUGAAAAAAUGGCGUUCAUCCUCAGGUCGUGGAAAUUUAUGCGGCAUAUCACGUGUUUUUCCAGAAAUAUUAGACAAAUCUCUUUUAAAAGAGAUAUAGACGCCUUGCUUGCAUCACAAGGACGAACGUCAGCAUGUAACUUAAAUUAUUUUGCAACCCAAGCAGCUCCGUCACAAGCCAACAAUGGUAAUUUGGAGAGGAGUUUGCGACGACUCGACCAGGAUGCCCGGCGAGCUGGCCGCAUCUCUAAACGAGAACUCGAAGACAUCUUGGAUGAGCUUCGACUCACGAGAUCAGCAACGAGCAGCCAGUCACUGCUCAUUAUACGCUGCUGUGGGAACCUGGUACCAGAGGAGUCCCCAGAAGUCAGAACACGUCUUGUUGAAGAAAUAUGGAAAACUUUGGAGAACUUAGGUGUCCCCAUGGACGUGAGCCAUUACAAUGCCUUGUUAAGAGUUUACCUGGAGAACGAACACAAGUUCUCGCCGACGGAGUUCCUGGCGGACAUGGAGAAGAAGGGCAUUGAGCCGAACCGUGUGACGUACCAGCGACUCAUUGCGCAUUACUGCCAGCUGGGGGACAUCGCAGGCGCCACCCAGAUACUGGAGUUCAUGCGGGAGAAGCAGCUGCCUGUUAAUGAGGGUGUCUUCAACGCCCUCAUCAUGGGCCACUCCCGGGCUGACGACAUGGAGAGCGCUGCCGGCAUCCUGGGCGUGAUGCGGCAGGCGGGGCUGGAGCCGAGCGCGGACACCUACACCACGCUGAUGUGCGGCCACGCCCGCCGGGGGGACCGCGGGGCCAUCGAGCAGCUGCUGCGGGAGUGUGACGCCAAGGACAUGUACUUCCUGGACAAGGACUACAUGGAGGUGGUGUACGAGCUGGCCGUCGGCGGCCACCCCCAGCACGUGGACUUGUUGAUAGCCCGAAUGCGGCAUUCUGCGGGGUUCAACCAGGAUGCGAUAAACCUGAUACUGCGACUGGUGAGCCAAGGACAGGAGGACAUAGGCUUGAAGAUGUUGAAGACCAUGCCGAAGCCGUCCUCCAGCGACGGGCAGCAGUAUCCUAGUGGUGGUUUCUUCAUCCGACAGCUCGUCAAGGCCAGCAGGCCGGUCGAGAAAAUCGUUUCACUGUGCGAAGAAUUGGAGUCGGAUGGCGACAAUCCAAAUGCUCUGCUCACAGCUACGGAAACUGCUCUUCGCGAAGGGAAAGUUCAGCUUGCUCCGCGUCUGCUGUCAGCACUGAAGGAACGAGGACAUCCAGUAAGACAGCACUAUUUCUGGCCCAUUAUGGUGGCACACGGAAAAGCAAAAAACGAUGAAGGUGUGUUGAUGGUGCUAACUCAGAUGAUGACGGAAUUCGGCCUCCCGCCGUCCAACGAGACGCUGCGGGACUACGUGAUCCCCAACCUGUCGGUGGAGGCCCCCCAGGCCGUGAUAUCGAAGCUCGUCAGCGCGGGCGUGUCCCCCGCCGCUUCCACUUGCGCCCUCGUGGUGAACCUCAUCAACCAGGGCCAGCUCAGCAAGGCGGUUGAAGUUGGAAACAUGAACCGCGCCUACUACAGCCCCACCAUGAUUCGCCGCCCGCUGGUGAUGGCGUUCAGCGCCACCCGGGACGUGAAGUCGUUCGUCGCCCUGGUCCGCCUGGUGUACGAGGGCAUCGACCGCGUGUCGGACCUCUCCGCCGGGGACGAGGACUCCCCGGGCCAGGCGGUCCCGGACCGCUCCGACCUCGUGGGCCAGAUCCUGCUGGAGGUGGCCGGCUUCGUGCGCACCGAUAAGCUGCAGGCCGUCGAAGCCGUACUGAAGGCUCUGGUUGCCGAGGGGCUCAGCAUCAGCAACAGCUCAGCGGAGAUACUUCAGGAGAAACUGGGGGAGCAGUUGACCAGCGAGAUAUCAACUCUCCUCGGUAAACUGACGUCAGGAGAUCUUGUCCCAGUAGCCAUUACCAGGCAGUCAACUACUCCGCAAAUGGACGAGGCCCAGAUCCAGCGCCUGAUUGCCCAUUACGAGGGAAAGGGGGAGUCUCCACACGGCUUGCAGAGGCAGCUGCUCUCACUUUAUUGCCGGGUCAAGGACUUGGAGAAAGCAGAUAAGCUGUUUGAGGAGCUUAAGCAAAGUGACUUUGUGUUCACAUCUGCCAUAUACUCCAUGCUCGUCGACCUGUACGUGUACCACGAAGACCUGGAAAGGGCCCUGGGGAUUUUGAAACUGAUGAAGGAGAAGGAGCCCGACGCGACGCUGAGCGACAUGAAGGUGGUCAAGCUAGCGACGCUCAUGGUCAAGAAUGAUAAGGUCGAAGACGCCCUGGCGCUGCUGCAGGGGCAGCCGGAGGACCGGAGGCAGGAGGACCGGAGCUUCCCCUACAGCACGGCGUGCUGGCGGCUGCUCAACGCCCUGGCGGAGGCCGGCCGCCCCGACGAGCUCAAGCGCAUCUUCGACGUCCUGGUGCAGCGCAAGUUCGUCGAGGUCAGCAACGUGCUGCUGGGCCCGCUCGUCAAGGUCCACAUCGUCAGGAAUGAGCUGGGAGAUGCCAUGGCAGAGUUUGAAUGGUGCUGCCUCAACUACCGCCUCACGCCGUUCAAGAACGAUCUGACGCGGAAGCUGAUCGAAGCGGAGGACGCGGCGUCGCUGCAGAAGCUGACUGACCUGAGCACGCAGGUUCACGGGGAGGUCAACAGUCUGUACGACCUGGUGUUCGCAUUCGUAGAGUGCGGCAGGAUCAGACAGGCUCGCAAGAUUCUCGAGACGCCAGGCUUGCGUAGUCGAUACAGUCGCAUGAACGCGAUAUGUGAGCACUACACCCAGGAAGGCAGGGUGGAGCAUCUGGAGGGACUGGCUGAAGCUACGCGAGACCUUUCACACAUUGAUCGUGCCCACAUAUACUUCCACCUGUUGAAGUCCUAUUACAAAGCCAAGGACGUGGACAAGGCAGUCGGCCUGUGGACGCGGAUGCAGGAGGAGGAUGUGCAACCCUCGGACCAGUUCCUGGCACUGCUGGGCGCGUUCCUUCAGGAGCAAGGCCGGCACGUGCCGUUCGCCGUGCCCAGCGUCGCCCCGCCCCCUCCCGUCCCACCGAGGAGGCCCGGCGUCACCAGCGUCACCCCUGAAUCCGACCUGAGCCGGCUGCGUCAGGCCCUCGCCUACGACGAUGCCGACCACGCCUUGGAAGUCAUGGACAAGAUGCAGCGUGCGGGCCAGAGCGUGAACCGCCUGAUGCAGUCCUCGCUGGUGGAGAAGCUGAUCAAGGCUAACAGGCUGGGGGAAGCCUCCAAGAUGGUCCUGUCCAUGCUCGAGAAAGAGUCCACGCCCACGAACAGGGUGUUCAACUUCCUCAUGAAUCGGUUGGCCAUGGCUGGGGACGUUGACACCCUGGUGAAGAUCGGCGCCCACCUCACGCCGGACCAGAAGAAGGCAGUGACGUACGACAACCGUCUGUGCAACGCGUACGCCUCCUCCGGCCGGUCCAGCGAGUACCUCGGGCUGCUGGAGCGAGAGCUGGAGCAGGCCCGCGACGAGGACUUGGACCAGAUAGCGGAGAAGUUUCCCCGGGGAGGGGCAGUGGGCCUCCUGGAAGAACACCCCGAGGUGGUGCCGCAGUUCGAGCAGCUGGCAGAGAAGUUCGUCGCGCGGGGCAUCGUCGCUCCGGUGAACGUCCUGUGGGGCCACCUCUUGGUGCGAGGGCAGGACGAGCGAGCUCGCAGGAUCUGGGACGAGCACCUGGCGUCCAGCCCGCGCGUCAUGUUCCACGGCGUGCUGGACGCAGCCUACAAGAACGGCGACGUCGCGCUGGUUCGCAAGCUGCUGGGAGUUCUGACCGGGAGCGCAGUGUCGGAACAGGCAGUGGCCGCCGUCUACUCUGCGGGCGUCAGCAUUCUCACGAGAGGAGACAAGUGCGAGGAAGCUCUGAAGAUGCUGGAGGAAGGGGUGCAGGCAACGUGCCUGGAGAACAUAAACCGAGUUGUGUUGCGAAGACUGAAGGACAAAUUGGAGCAGCGAGGAAUGACAUUCCCCUAUAACAUACCAGACAAGAAUGCUAAACAUAGCUCGUCGUCUUCAUCAAGCUCAAGCGAUGAAGAUUAAUCACUGAAGCCUACUAAAUUGUACAUGCACAUAGUGUUCGUUUGUAUCGUCUGCCGUUUACACUCAUUAGAGAACAACAGAAUGUUGAGUUGUGUUAUUUAAAUAUUAUUAAAGAAUUUUUUUUUUAUGUGAGGUUUUAAUUUUUGUAACAAUAUUUUUUUUACUUAAAAUGAGUUAAAACGUGUGAUCAGAAAGUUUGUAGACUUUACGUUUUGACUUGCUCUGUUAGUGAGAGGUGAGAAUCCAAUGUCAACCAAAAUUUAUAAUUUUUGUAACAAUAUUUUUUUUUACUUAAAAUGAGUUAAAACGUGUGAUCAGAAAGUUUGUAGACUUUACGUUUUGACUUGCUCUGUUAGUGAAAGGUGAGAAUCCAAUGUCAACCAAAAUUUAUAUAUAUACAUGUAGCUGGCUAGUUGCUAAAGUAUGCAAGUUUUGAUUUCUCAGAUGUGCAAUGUUGUUUACGCUCCAACGUACAUAACAGAAUUUCAUUAAAUCAACACAGUAAUAAACAUCAAUAAUAUGCCUAUAACUACAAGAAAAUUUUGCAAUUAAUUUUUGGGUUACGGUGCCCGCCAAAAUGUAUGUUCGAUUCUGUUAACUAUACUCGCAAUUCUAUCAUCUUCCACUCUAAUAAAAUUGGAUUCCGACAUUGAGUCCAGCAGUAUAGAUUAAUUAAUCUAUAAAUGUAUAAAUGGAAUAGAGUGGGGUCUAGUGAUUGUUUUGCGUCAGUGUUUCACUAGUGAAAAUUUGUGAUGGUUGAUAGUAACAGACCAGCAUAUCCUUGUAAAGAUUUUUCAUGAAAUUCCAUGGGAUCUGCUUCAAAAUCUUAAGCAAUGAACUUGUUUACUGAUUUUAACUAAAUCCAGGCAUUAAAGCUGUUCAUAAAUAGCACACACUUUUUAGUGCUAGUUAAGCUCUACGAAUAAAUUAAAUUUUCAUCUAUAAACGGUAUAGUAUUCAGGUUUUGAUUAGAUUUUGUAAACACUGACAUCUCUGAUCAAAAGGCUCGGCCCCUCAUGCUUAGUUUAUUAUUUCAAUUUUGUGACUACUUCCGUUUGUAGAUUCAUCACGAUAGCUUUUCUGUUGGUUUUUUUUGUUUGUUCGGUUGCCAAUUCUAUCACAAGCUGUAAAAUGUAAUGCAAGGUAUCGUAAUUAUUUACACUUGUAUGACUUUACUGCUCUUGGGUAACACACAGUAAAUAUUCUGAAACAAAAUUUGUGAUAAUGAGUCAAAUACAACAGAGGCAGCCCAGGGUGUCCAGCAAACCAGGAUAGAAAAAUUCCCUGACUUUUCCAGGUUUUCCAGACAAAAUUGAAAAUUUUUCCAGAAAAAUUCAGAUUGAUAUCUUACAGAGAUUUCUUAAAUGAAAGUAACAAAUCAUUUGCAGUUGGUUCAUCCAGAAAUGCAGAGUUGUAAUACCAUGUAGCAACAGCUUCCUUUUCCUUGUCCCAGAAUCUGACAUAAAUAUCCAUUUGUUGCAUUAGAGCAACUUUGUUUAAACUUUCAUCAAAAGCAAGAACAAUAUGAUGACAGUCAACAACAUUAUUUAACAUUUCCUUUUGAAAGUAAGGAGCAAGGCCUGACACAAUUUUGUAUGCUAAUUUGGUUUUCUGUAAUUGCAUUCCUGUAGCUAUUUCACUAUCUGGAAACAUUAUUUUGAAUAAAGAUACACUAUUGGUAGCAGACCUAAGAGAAGAAUGCUGCAUAAUAUCAUUCAAACACCACAAAAUUUCUGAUUUUGUAACACUGUCUUUCCUGAAAUAUUGUUCAACACCUCGAGAACUCACAGACUGGGAUCUGCUAGGCAAAUCACUAUUAUGUGACAAAGAGUUUUGAGAUGAUUUGACGUUACCUGACGAAUGAAGUUGUUCAUUAGAGGCUUGUCCAUCAGCAACUUCUUCAUCGAAUUUGCUUGUGGUAACUUUAGACACAGAGUAACCGAUUUGAAAAAAAAUACCAACUGACUUGGAAGAAUUCACUGCAUUAUUUGCACGUUGGUGUUUUUGGCCUUUCGUGUGGCUUGAAAGAGCUUGUUAGCCCAUAUUACUGAGGGAAACGACAGUCUUGCAUAAUUUCCAAAAAAAAAAAAAAUUAUCGUCCGGCACUUCCGCGCACCAACUUAAUGCUGGGUCAAGUAGCCAUGUCGGAUUGAACGAUGUUUUCUUGAAUUUAGACAUUAUUCACCGAAAUUGUAGAGGCCUAGUCGCAGCUCCAGUAAAAUCUAGCAGAAAGACAGCAAAAGAUUCGCAAUAAACAAAGCGUACGUUUGUAUGCACAUUGCUACAGUGUAAAGAAAUAUGCUACAUUUUAUAACUUCCUAAGAUCACAGCACUAAAAUUAGUAAGUAUUUUGGCUAUGAUUAGAGUACAAAAAUUUCCAAAAUAAUAUUCGUAUCUUUCAAAGAAAAUUAUGUUUGGCAAUCUGAGAGAACUGACGAAACGUGUAAACAAACGGAAGAAACUGCAGUAAUGGCGCCGGUGGUCGGUUCGACAACUUCGGUAACUACACUCGAGAACCGCCAAAAGUAUGGUAUGUUGUAACCCAAAAUAUGGUAUAGUAGCAAUAUAUUAUACAGACUAACUAUGAACAGUAGCUUACAAGUUUACAAUCUACGGUAUUAUCUGCCCCCUUCCUAACGUUGCGUGCAGUAUUAUCAUCAAAAUACGGUAUGCAUGUCAAACAUACGGUAGGUAUUUAUAGACUUCAUGAAAGCAGCACGCUUGUAUGUCGCAAGUCCAGAUACGUAAAGGAAAACAUUAGUUUAAAUAUGAUUUGAUUUGUAAAAUAGUAAAACUAAAGAAUGUAUUCUGUAAUACUUUGAGAAAAAUCUUCAUGAUAAGCGAGUGGUUAGUGGUUUUGGUCAUUUCCAGAACUUUCACAAUUUUCCCUGACCACCAAAAUUCCCUGACUUUUUCAGGUUUUCCAGGUCGCCGGACACCCUGCAGCCGUAGUAAAUUCACAGGACCAGCCCUUUAAUUAUUCAAAUUAUAAUAAAACAAAGUAUGUAUAUAUCAUGUCAUGUGAGGCCUAGUUUUAAGUUUUCACCAUUCUUGCAGGUGUUUAUAUACAUUGUGUCAACAGAAAACGCCAGUGUAAUCCAGAGGCUAAUCAUCUUAGGCCUCCCACACGCUAGGCGACCAGGUCCCAGCGGCCAGACGUGUCGCAGCAGCUGAAUGGCGAUGUCAUUUGUUCGAUUCUGGCCACCGCGACUUGGUCACCUAGUGUGCACUGUUGCCAGUUAUGGGCCAUAGAGCACAAGAGGUUUAGACACAACUUUGUAAUGUUUCAUAAAAAUUAUGUUAUUGUAAAAUAAAAUAAAAAACUUUUGUAAAAAAAAAAAUCUUAAUUUUUUGAAAAGGAAAUUUUUUUAGAUGAGAGAAUCUGGGAAAUUCACCUGGUGCAUUUUUGUGUAGCAUUUCAUUGAAAGCAUAAAAUUAAACUUUUACUUCUAAGGGUACGGAACCUAAAGUUGCCAUCUUAAGUUUCCAAUGCCUUUUUCAAUAGCUUUUUUUUUAAUAUUAUUUUUGUAAUUUAAUGCUAACAUUUUGGCUCUGUUAGAGCACAGCACAUGAUUUAAUGGCAUACCUGAUAUUAAUAGUGACAGGCUGCUACUAGUAGUUUCUCGAGUGAAAUAAUUGGUGUUUUCAGAAUGAAAACUGGUAUAAUAAUGUCAAUUCACUAUUAUAAUAUAUUAUAGUCUUA
This is a messenger RNA of Bacillus rossius redtenbacheri, 8012 nucleotides long. It is a transcript of the gene bsf, whose product is annotated as leucine-rich PPR motif-containing protein, mitochondrial. Gene Ontology annotation, molecular function: protein binding; mRNA 3'-UTR binding. Gene Ontology annotation, cellular component: nucleus; mitochondrion. The record is from RefSeq and is a predicted model, not a curated record. Gene Ontology annotation, biological process: regulation of mitochondrial translation. Lineage: Eukaryota; Metazoa; Arthropoda; Insecta; Phasmatodea; Bacillidae. The transcript is spliced from 21 exons. The coding region runs from base 239 to 4309 and encodes 1356 amino acids.